Molecule: messenger RNA, 1858 nt
Organism: Glossina fuscipes
Lineage: Eukaryota; Metazoa; Arthropoda; Insecta; Diptera; Glossinidae
Gene: MFS9
Product: sialin
Exons: 7
Coding region: 306-1778 (490 amino acids)
Biological process (GO): transmembrane transport; monoatomic anion transport
Cellular component (GO): plasma membrane
Molecular function (GO): transmembrane transporter activity
Source: RefSeq, a predicted model, not a curated record
UCGCAUUGUAGAGUAACUAAUAAUAAUAACAAAAUAAAGCAGUAGGUAACACAAACUGUGCUUCGUACAGAUUUAGUCGCUUCACAAGACUCAAAAGCUUCGAACAGUAUAUAAUAAGCGUUUCGUUAACAGUGCAAAAUUCACAAAAUCGCAGAGAAACUGCAAAUAUUCCUUGAACCGUUAAUGCUGUUGUGACAACAACGUAUUAAAUAAAGCUUGCCGAACCGGUUGUGGAGGAGUAAUACGCAUAUAAAGCUAUAUAAAUAAAUGAGAUAGAGGUGAAGAAAGACAUCAGUAAUUGCCAAAUGGAGCCGACGCAUUAUAUAGAUCCUGAAGACAUUGUUGAGGCAGAACCUCUUUCAUGGAAAUUUUGGAAGAAACGUCGCUACAUUGUAGUUUUAUUGGCAUUUUUCGGUUUCUUUAACGUCUACUCGUUACGUGUCAAUCUGAGCGUCGCAAUCGUAGCCAUGACAGAAAAUCGUACCGUCACUAAUGAGCAGGGCGAAGAAACAUGGGAGCAAGAUUUUCCAUGGGAUUCAAAGCAAAAGGGAUUAAUAUUGAGUUCAUUCUUUUACGGCUACAUUCUAACUCAGUUUAUUGGAGGCUUUAUUGGCGCAAAAAUUGGUGGCAAUCUCGUUUUUGGCAUCGGUAUUGGUACGACAGCAAUACUAACACUCUUCACGCCCCUGGCUGCCAAACAUAGUCUGGAACUACUGCUAGCCGUACGAAUUAUUGAAGGUAUAUUUGAGGGAGUAACAUUUCCUUGUAUACAUGCGGUUUGGGCACGUUGGGCGCCGCCACUCGAACGUUCGCGCAUGGCUUCAAUUGCAUUUGCCGGCAACUAUGCAGGCACCGUGAUAGCUAUGCCAUCUUCGGGCUUAUUAGCAACAACCUAUGGUUGGGAGAGUGUCUUUUACGUUUUCGGUACAAUCGGUUGCAUAUGGUUCAUAUUAUGGAUGGCCAUUGUACGUGCCGAACCCGGCAAAGAUCGAUAUUGUUCAGCCGAUGAACGCCAUUAUAUAGAGAAUAAAAUUGGCAGUAAAGGACACAACAACAUUAGACAUCCGUGGAAAGCGAUUUUCACUUCGUUACCCUUCUAUGCAAUUAUCGCUUCACAUUUUUCUGAGAACUGGGGUUUUUAUACCUUGCUCACACAAUUACCAUCGUUUCUGAGAGAUACGCUGGACUUUAAUUUAGAUAAGACAGGCUUUCUAUCGGCCGUCCCGUAUUUGGCUAUGGGCAUACUGUUAGGUGUCUCCGGUUAUUUAGCUGACUGGCUUCAGGUCAAAGGCUAUCUGACUACAACACAAGUUCGCCGCUAUUUUAAUUGCGGAGCUUUUCUCGCCCAAACAGUAUUCAUGAUUCUUACUGCGUAUCUCUUAGAUCCUACGUGGUCUGUGGUAUGCAUAACAAUUGCCGUCGGCUUAGGAGCCUUUGCCUGGUCCGGAUUUGCGGUUAAUCAUCUGGACAUAGCACCGCAACAUGCCAGCGUAUUGAUGGGCAUUGGGAAUACAUUUGCCACCAUACCUGGUAUUGUUAGUCCAAUGCUGACCGGACAUCUAGUGGUGAAUCAAAGCAGCGAGGAAUGGAAAACGGUCUUCUUUAUAUCCGCCGGGAUUUAUUUAUUCGGUUGUGUCGUUUAUUGGUUUUGGGCGUCAGGUGAAUUGCAAGAAUGGGCCAAAACGCCUGAGCAAAAGGCACUCGAGUUAAAUCACAAAAAAGCCCACACUUACGCAAACAAAGCUAUCACAAUUAAAGAUGAAACAACAACAAAUUAAUGAACCAAUUUUCUUCCUCUUCUUUCUUUUGCUUCACUUAACGAACCCUGCUUUCUGUGAAUAUGAAAAAACAUUUAGCC